Molecule: messenger RNA, 3459 nt
Organism: Zea mays
Lineage: Eukaryota; Viridiplantae; Streptophyta; Magnoliopsida; Poales; Poaceae
Product: general transcription factor 3C polypeptide 3
Exons: 19
Coding region: 264-3224 (986 amino acids)
Biological process (GO): transcription by RNA polymerase III
Cellular component (GO): transcription factor TFIIIC complex
Molecular function (GO): protein binding
Source: RefSeq, a predicted model, not a curated record
GAGCUGAAUGAUAUAAUAGAACAAGUUAUUUUCAAACAACUGAUUUACUAAUUUAUGGAUAUGAAUGAUAUAGUUAAACAUGUUUGAGAACAACUAAUUUUUGCAAAAAAUGUUUAUAUUGAAGAGAGAUAUUUUUUCUUGUUCGAAUCUAACAAGGUUCCUAAAAGCCCACCAAGGCCAUCCGACCACCGCAGCCUAAAUCACCUUCCGUCGCCAGCUCCUAGAAACCCCUCUCCUGCCCGGCCUCCUCCCUCUCUCAUCCGAUGGGCAAGUCAAGCAAGAAGGCGGCCGCCGUGGCUGCAGCGCCAGCGGCGGUGCCCAAGGGGAAGAAGCGGGAGGCGGAGGACGAGAUCGAGAUGGCCGUGAGCGCGAAGAAGCAGAAGGCGGCGCCACCGGCGAAGGCCGUGCCGACGUCCAAGAAGGACGCCAAGGAGGACGCCAAGUCCAAGAAGCAGCCGCCCCCCAAGAAGGCUGAGAACAGCAGCAGUGACUCUGAAGAGGACCCCGAGUCCGAAGAGGAGAAUUUUUAUAAUUUGAUUGAGUCGGGGAGGGCAGACGGAGAUGAGGAGUUUGACGAGGACGAGGAGGACGGGUUCGAGUUCGGUGACGCUGACGAGGCGAUGCAAUGCGUGGUGAUGGCGGAAAGCAGCACCACCGCCGCGGCGCUGCGUGCUCACACGCAGGACUACGAGGCGCUAGCUGCGCACAAGCGCAAGGCCCUUGCCGAGGAGCAACCCCAGAGGGAGGAGGGUCCCAAAAGGCCAAGACCGGACCAACUUUCAGAAGCAGAAGCAGCAACCAUGUUCGACCAACUGAUGGAAGGCUUUGGUCUUAGGCGUAAAAGAAGGUCAAAAGAUGGCAAGAGAAGGGGAAGAAAGAAAGGAACAAAGAAUAAGGGCAGUGCUGAAGUUAUUAAAAAGUUGGGUGAUGCUACUCUACUUUUCGCUGAAGAAAAAUUUAACGAGGCAAUACCUAUACUACAUGAGAUUGUGCGAAUUGCACCAAAUUUGUCAGAUUCAUAUUAUCUACUUGGUAGCAUUUAUAGUGAGAUUGGUGAACUAGAUAAAGCCAUAAACUUCUUGAUGCUAGCUGCAUAUGUUUCCCCAAAGGAUGCAUCUCUGUGGAAGAAACUUAUUCCCUUGGCAAAGAAAAAGGGGGAUGCUUCUCUGGCAAGACACUGCAUUUUAAAAGCAAUGAACGCAGAUCCAGAAGAUGUAGAUCUGAAGUAUCUUUGUGGUUAUAUGUAUCACAACCUUUGUGAAUAUCAGAAAGCUGCAGAAAUAUAUGAACAAAUAGUCAGAAUUUAUCCUGCCAAUAGUGCUGUUCGUAAAGUAGCAGCCCAGAUGUACAGAGAGUGUGGUCAAAUUGACAAUGCUAUUAAUUUGUUGAAAGACUAUGCCGAUACUCAAACUUUCAACAUUGACUGGAGCGUUCUAGAUUUAUUGAUAUCACUUUAUCUAAGAAAUAAUGUUUUUAGUGAAGCACUAAAGCAGAUCAAGAGGGCACAACUACAUUUGGGAUCUCAACAGAAACUACCAGUACAAUUGCAGGCAAAAGAAGUAAUCUGCCAUGCAUAUUGCGGUGACAUGAAACAUGCUGAGAUUUUCCUUCGUGAUGUGCGUUUGGAGCCAUCAAAAGAAAACAUUGAUGUGCUCAAGGAACUCGCAAGCAAUUUAGAAAAAAUGGGACGAUAUGAGUAUGCAGUAAAGUUUUACCUGCUAAUUGAAAAUGUUGCUACUCAAAAUGAUGGUGGUUUAUGCUUUGAUCACAAAGAAAUGGGUAGUUGGUAUGUCAAAGCUGCUCAGUGCUACAUGAUCUUAGGGGACAAAAAAAAUGCUAUUCCUUAUUUUUAUAAAGCGUUACAAAGCAUGAAGGACAAUAUUGGUAUACGAUUGACCUUAUCCUCCCUUCUUAUUGAUGACGACAAGACAGAUGAAGCUGCCACUUUGCUUUCUCCUCCCAAAAUUCCAGAGUUGCAGUCUGCUAAUACUCCAGACCAACAGAAACCUUGGUGGUGUGAUGGGAAAGUUAAGAUGGCGCUUGCAAAACUUUAUUACAAUAAAGGAAAUUUGGAAGAUUUUGUGGACACAAUUUUUCAUCCUAUUCUAGAAACUUUGAAUGUUGAAUAUGCUAAUCGAAAGGUCAAGUCAAUGAGAAAGCUUCCAAACAUUGUUCUGCAUGAAAGAGUCAAAGUAUUGGGUGAGCAACGGCCAGAUAGUGUAUUUCAAGGAUUAAGGCCAAUAGCAUCACCUGAUGAAUUACAAAAGGCAAACAGAGCAAAGAAAUUAAUUGAGAAAAGGACCGCUGCAAAUGAAGAGUUAAAACAUGAUUAUCUGCCAAGAACAAAGCAAGUUCCUCCUGUUCCUGGUCUACUGACAAAUGUGGAGCAUCAUCAGCUUGUGUUAAAUCUUUGUCGAACAUUAGCUUUGCUGCAGCGAUAUUGGGAUGCACUGCAGAUUAUCAACCGAACCCUCAAACUUGGAAAUGACGCACUCACUGGUGACAAAAAAGAGGAACUCAGAUCCUUGGGUGCUCAAAUAGCUUAUAGAGCUCCAGAUCCCAGUCAUGGCUUUAAGUAUGUCCGUUACGUUGUUCAGCAGCACCCAUAUUCUCUUGCCGCAUGGAAUUCCUACUAUAAGGUGGUAUCAAGAAUAGAGGACAGGUUUCCACAUCAUUUCAAAUAUCUCCUUCGGACAAGAGAAGCGAAUCCUGACUGUGUGCCUCCAAUAAUCAUAUCCGGGCAUCGAUUUACUGCUAUAAGUCAGCAUCAGUCAGCUGCCCGGGAUUACCUUGAAGCUUAUAAGCUGGACCCAGAAAACCCUCUUAUUAAUCUAUGUGUAGGCACUGCCUUGAUUAGUUUGGCCCUUGGCUUCAGGCUUCAGAAUAAGAACCAGUGCAUCGUCCAAGCUUUUGCUUUCCUGUACAGAUACCUUCGCCUUUGUGAUAACAGUCAGGAAGCCUCGUACAACAUUGCUCGAGCGUAUCACCACAUUGGCCUGAAUACCUUGGCAGCUGUUUACUACGACAAGGCUUUGUCAACCGAGGAGAAGGAUCAUCCCAUCCCCAAGCUUCCGUACGAGGCUGGUUCACGUGCGCCAGAGGAUCUGAGGCCAGGGUAUUGUGAUGUGCGAAGAGAGGCAGCGUUCAAUCUGCAUCUAAUCUAUAUGAAGAGUGGAGCUACCGAUCUUGCGAGACGGAUCCUAAAAACUUACUGCACUGUCUAAAAGCUGGUAUCGGGCAAUGUUGUUGGGAUCGGAUAUCAGAUCCUUCAAGGCUCCUUGCAUUAGCUUAGGAUCAAGCUAGUCUAUAAAGCUAGAACAUUGGUGUAAUAUGUCACUAGUGACUUUAGAUGUGUAGCUGAAGAGUUAACAACGUGCUUGAUCCAGAUUUAAACGUAUAUUCUGGUUUCACAAUGCUGUGUUAUAGUCAAAUGGUUCAGCGAUGCUUUGCUUCAUGUGA